AUGGAUCCAUCUUUCGACCUCCCCGAUUCCACCGAUUGGUUGGCAACGCCACUUUCGCUACUUGCGCCGUUCGAAUCCUCACUGCGAUGUCAAGUCUGCAAAGAUUUCUUUGACAACCCCGUCAUUACUUCCUGCAGUCAUACAUUUUGCUCAUUGUGUAUUCGCCGUUGUCUGAGCGCUGAAGGCAAAUGUCCAGCAUGUCGGAGCUCUGACCAGGAGCUGAAAUUGCGGCGCAAUUGGGCAGUGCAGGAACUUGUCGACGCGUUUAUGACUGCACGGCCGAGUGUGUUAGAUCUUGCAAGAAAGGAGACUGUGCGAUUAUCUCAGGGAGAGGCCGAUACAGGGAAGCCGGCCCAGAAAAAGCGGAAGGUCGAUCAUUUCGACAGCGAGGAAGCGCAGGUUCCAGGGACAAGCUCGCAAGGCCGACGGACUCGUUCUCAGGGAUUGAAUAGCUCGGCAGAACAGCGUGCCGCUCCUCAGGUUAUGCCUGAAAUCGUUGAAGAUAGUCACGACGACGAAGAAUAUGUGCCCGAUGGUUUAGUCUCUUGCCCGAUAUGCUAUCGGAAGAUGAAGGAAGAAGCAGUUUUUCCACAUUUAAGUGUGCACGAACGGGAAGAAGAACCCGCAUUUCAAACUCCUACGAAGCCGACAUCUUUCGGAUCAUUACAAGUCCCAUCCCAAAGAGGCUUCACCGUGACCAAUAAACAGCCCGAGCGCCUCCCUGCCAUAAACUACUCCAUAUUAAAGGACAUGUCAUUGCGGAAAAAGCUCCGAGAUCUCGGGAUUCCGGACUGGGGGCCGAGGCAGCUGUUGCAGAGACGUCACACUGAGUGGAUGAAUCUGUGGAAUGCUAACUGUGACUCCAAGAAUCCCAAGUCUAAGCGGAUAUUGCUUCAGGAACUGGAUAUUUGGGAACGCACACAGGGAGGGCAUGCAGCAAUGCCGUCGGCGUUCGGCUCAUCCAACAAUGUGAUGCGUAAGGAUUUUAAUGCAAACGAGUGGUCAACCAGCCAUGAUGAUGAUUUCAGGCGUCUGAUCGCGAAUGCGCGUCAAAAGAGCGAGACUGAAGUGCGAUCUACCAUCCCUGGAGCAUCUGUAUCUUCAUCUGAACCAGCAGAACCACAAGCACCGCAGCCUGCACAACAGCGACCUGCACAACAGCAGCCCGCGCACCAGCAGCCCGCGCACCAGCAGCCCGCGCACCAGCAGCCCGCGCACCAGCAGCCCGCGCAACAGCAGUCUGCACGACAGCAGCUUGCACAACAGCAGCUUGCACAACAUUAUGCACACCAGCAGUACGCACAACAGCAGUACGCACAACAGCAGCCCGCACAGCAGCACCCCGCACAGCAGCAGCCCGCGCAACAGCAGCCCGCGCAACAGCAGCCCGCGCAACAGCAGCCCGCGCAACAGCAGCCCGCGCACCAGCAGUAUGCACAACAGGAGCCCGCACACCAGCAGUCUGCACAACAGCGACCUGCACAACAGCAGCCCGCACACCAGCAGCCCGCACACCAGCAGCCCGCGCAACAGCAGCCUGCACAAUUGCCAGUAAAUGGCGCACACGUUCAACUUCAGCCAGGUAUUGAUGCCAACCAUGUUAUCGAUCUGUCGUGA
Molecule: messenger RNA, 1617 nt
Organism: Penicillium bovifimosum
Lineage: Eukaryota; Fungi; Ascomycota; Eurotiomycetes; Eurotiales; Aspergillaceae
Gene: rad18
Product: E3 ubiquitin-protein ligase RAD18
Exons: 3
Coding region: 1-1617 (538 amino acids)
Biological process (GO): protein monoubiquitination; DNA damage tolerance
Cellular component (GO): Rad6-Rad18 complex; nucleus
Molecular function (GO): ubiquitin protein ligase activity; single-stranded DNA binding
Source: RefSeq, a predicted model, not a curated record